CUGCCCCCGUGAAGCAAAACGAACCACCACGCUGUUACAAACCGACACCGACCAACGCUCCCCCAGAAUGAACAACGUUGUUUCAGGAAGAAGUUGGCGCCUGAAGCCCCGGUUAGCUAUGCGGUUAGCUAGCAAUGCUAACCCAAAGUAUGAAAGAUAGUCCCGUGUAUUGUUAAAGAAUUCCCAAAAUGAACGACACGGAAUUCAGCGUCCCUCUGUCCUCGCUGGCACUGCUGGUCCCACCACUUCGGUUGAUGUCAGCAGUGAUGUGGGAAGUGGUACGCCAGCGGAACAUAAAACACUAUGGGAAACUGGAGGAGUUUGUGUCCAUGGUAACAGAUGCAGUCCCUGAACUGAUGAGUAAAAGAGAAGGGAGAUUGCUCUCGCUGGGCCUGAGGGCAAGGACAACUCUUGAGCUGCUGCGUUCUGAACACCCUGAAGAUCUCAAGGCUGUUGAGAGCCAUCUCAACCGGAUCCGAUCUUCUUGCAUUGAGGAGACCAAUGAUCCUGUAAUUGAGGCACCAGAGGCGAACUUUAUGAAGCUGGUGCAAGGCCUCAUUGAAGACACUGAUGGCAGAGAACACUUCCUCAAGAAUGUGUUUCCAGUGGAGUAUGGCCCUGACUUCGACACAGCACUGGAGACGCUGGUUUGUGAAUUCUUCACCAGACUGGAGGAGCUGCUGCCAAUACCAGAUUUCAAACAGACUGCAUCCUGGAUCAGUGCUGCCCCAUCUGUUCUAGAGGAGUACAUGCAGUGUGUCUCAAAUGGAGAUGACCUUAAAUUUCUUCUCCAAAGCAAACAGUGCCAUGGGAAAUUGGCUAAGAGUAGCAUUGCUCCGUUUCAGUCAGAUGAUCUUCUCAUUCCCUCUCUGUCUCUCCCUCCAUCUCUGGAAGUGGCCAUCGCCUCCCACCCGAGUGCUUGCGACGAUGAAAACAACGACGUUCCUCAGAUUGUCAUGUUCGACGAAGAGCUGUCUACAAACCCUUCCACCUCGACUGACUUUCCCGAAUCGCCAAAAAGGGCCGAUAUGUCAUCAUCUCCUCGCAGGAGACAGCAGUCAGGGUUGCAUAAAUGCCCCGAGUGUGACAAAUGCUUCAAGCAUCACUCCGUCCUCAUCGAACACCAGAGAGUCCACAGUGGGCUGCAGCCUUACAACUGCUCCGAGUGCGGCAGGGCUUUCAGGACCGCCACCCUGCUAGCCGGCCACAGGUUACGGAAAUGCAAAAAUGCCGCAUACCUGUGCAUUAAAUGUGGGAACAGUUUCCCGACGUCACUGGACAAAUUCAGGCACCACUGCCCAAAACGGGGCCGUAACUACAAUUGCGGGCACUGCGGCAAGAGUUUUCAAAAGUCCAGCAGCUUAAAAGAACACCUGCUAACUCAUGUCCAAAGCCGCCUUUUCAAGUGCAGUCAUUGUGGGGUAGGCUUUUCAGGAAUUGGUGACCUGAAGUAUCACCAGCAGGUAGAUCAUGAUAAGCCUUAUCAGUGUAAGCAAUGCGGCAAGAGCUUUAUCUCCUCCAAGUGUCUGACCAAACAUCAGCAACGACACGAAGAGGUCGGUGAAAUGGAGACCGCUAAAUUAAUGAGUAGGGGUAAACACAGGAAGAGCGGUUCUGCACAUCGGACUUCCUCUUCAUCUAUGUCCUCCAGGAAAACGUCGGUCAAAGCCGUCUACCCACGAGGACGAGUCACGCACAAUUGUCCACUGUGUGGAAGGAGCUUCAAGUAUCGUUUUGAGUUUCUCGAGCACCAGAGGUUCCACACCGCGGUGAAGCCAUACAAAUGCUCUCAGUGUGGCAAAGCCUUCCGCACAGAGGCUCACCUCUCCAGGCACAGGAAGAGAAAGUGUAAAAACGCUUCCCACAUUUGCACAAAGUGCGGGUGUCAGUUCAGGUCUCUGCACGAGCGGGUCAGGCAUCAGUGCGUCCAGCUGCUGACAAAAUACGAGUGUUCUCACUGCGGAAAGACCUUCAAGAUGGCCCACCUGCUGAGGAAUCAUCAGAUGAGUGAACACCAGCUCCCCUACAGCCCCAACCACCGCUUCAGGUGCAGAUACUGUGAUGAGACUUUCCCUGGCAUCAGCGAGCUGAAGUACCAUCAGAGAGUUGACCACGAAAAACCCUACCAGUGUCAGGAAUGCGGCAAGUGUUUCCUGUCUGAAAAAUGCCUUGCCAACCACGAGCUGCGCCACAAUGACGACAGGCCGGAGAGCUGCCUCGUCUGCGGCCGCGGCUUCAGGAACCGCUACGACCUGAAGCAGCACAUGCGCACUCACACAGGAGAGCGGCCUUACCAGUGCACUCACUGUUCACAGUGUUUCUCUACGGCGGGAGGACUGAGGAGCCACACCAGGGUUCACACCGGCGAGAAGCCGCACGUUUGCCCAGAUUGCGGCAAGGCUUUCUCCCAGAUGGGCGCAAUGCGCACCCACCGGCUCACCCACACGGGAGAAAGGCCGUUCAAGUGCACAGUGUGCGGCAAAGGUUUCACAAUGGCACACAAGGUGACCGUUCACAUGCGCGUGCACACGGGAGAGCGGCCAUAUGUGUGCACCCAGUGUGGGAAAGCCUUCUCGGAUGGAAGCGUGCUGAAGCAGCACAUGCUGAACCACUCGGGGGUGAGACCGUACCACUGCCAGAUCUGUCCCAAGACCUACACCUGUCUGAACCACCUGAGGAGGCACCUGAAGAGCCACUCUAAUAUGAACUGAGUCAGGCUUGAAGGCAAACUGGAGCAGAACAUUUUACACAUACACACACUGCAUUUGGCAGUUACGCUACUACAAUUACAACGGACCAACUAAACCAAGCAAUACAUGAAGGAGUAUAGAAUGAUGCUGUACAGUUGCUGUUAAGAUUGAGAGGAAAAGUGUCCAAUGUAAAGUAAAAUGUAUCAUCAAGGACUAUUUGAACAUUUAAAGGAAAAGUUUAACAUUUUGGGAAAUGCACUUAUUCGCUUUGUUGCUCAUAAGUGCAAGAAUGUAAAUAAGUGUGUUUUACAAAAUGUCGAACCAUUUCUUUAACAGCACAAGCUCGUUCUCUUCCCUCGUUCCCCACCAGCCUAUAAGGAAUGGGAAUUGCAGAGUGUUCUGGGGCGCAGCGCCAUUUUUGGAGGGUAGCGUACGGAGCUUAUCUGACACCGGUCUAUUCAUCUGUCAAUCGUUCAUCAUCAGAAAUGUAUAAAGUACGUGCAAAAGACAAAUAUCCAUAUAAAGAGAAGCUGACAGAGGCAAAGGGGCGAUAUAUUACAAAAUUGUAGUUAGAUUAUGAUAUUGAUCCUUACGAACUAGGAGGGUCUUGACAGCUUGCACCCAUUACAGUCACUGAUGUGUUUUGGCGUCAGUGAACAUCUGUCAGCAGUUCAAAAUAUGCUAAUCUUUUGAGGCCGAGAACUAAUUUAAAAACAAGUAGGUAUAUGACAUUAAGAUCUACAAGCCAAAUGCCAACUACACAAUCAUCCAGACAAAGAUAAGCUAGCUUGUUAUGCUAACUGAAUGCUAAGAAAACAUCGGCUAAUACUGCAUAUUUAAUCUAACGGUAUCUUACAAAAUAAAACCCAUAACGUUAGCCUACCUUCGUGUCUGACUGUAUACUAUAUAUACUACAUUUCGGCUUUUGAAACGUAUUCACUGUGCAGUGUUUUGUGUUGUCUUUUGACAGCCAGCGGAUAGCACGCUUACCGUUAUCCUCCAAAAAUGGCCGACUUGCUGUCAGUGACGUGACAAUCCCAUUCCUUGAGCUUUUUUUUUUCUCUUCUUACAUCAGUUUCUUAUGCAUGAACAUGUUUGGAUGUUAUUCCUGAUAUCAUUUGGGUGAGAUACUGGAUGUUCAGAAGCUGUGAUAUUGGUGAGAAUAUAUUUUUGGAAAGGCCUCAAUAAUGGUGAUAGAAAUUGAAAUUUUGGCUCUCUGUAAAUAUGCUGAAAGACAAAUAUUGUGAGAGUGCAAAGUUAAAAUGACGACGCCAUUUAUUUCCACAUGACAUGAACUUUAUUCCUGUAGGCCUUUUAUAUCCCCCAUUAUGGUUUGCAAAUUUUGUGAAUUUCAAAUUAAAUUACCUUGGUUAUA
Messenger RNA from Sebastes umbrosus (honeycomb rockfish), 4065 nucleotides. RefSeq names its product zinc finger protein 420-like. Gene Ontology annotation, cellular component: nucleus. NCBI's taxonomy places the organism in Eukaryota, Metazoa, Chordata, Actinopteri, Perciformes, Sebastidae. The coding region runs from base 189 to 2711 and encodes 840 amino acids. The record is from RefSeq and is a predicted model, not a curated record. The transcript is spliced from 7 exons.